Messenger RNA from Pelobates cultripes (western spadefoot toad), 312 nucleotides. Lineage: Eukaryota; Metazoa; Chordata; Amphibia; Anura; Pelobatidae. The record is from the annotation of a GenBank genome assembly.
AUGGCAGAAAGGGAUCCUCUAGCCCCAGCCACUAGACAAGACAUCCCUAACCUCCUGAGAGAGCUCAGACAGAUGUCAGCAGCAGAUGUGGACAUAGUCCGAACUGAGGUACAGAUAGUCACAGUGUGCACACAAGCCACCGAAGUGGAGGUCACGGACAUCAAGCAGGAGGUACAAGUGCUGAAGGAGCAAAUGCUCAACAUGCAACACUCUCAUGCCACUCUAACGCAACAAGUAGAUAUCAGCAAAGACCGCAAAAGACGCACCAAUAUUAAAAUUCGAGGCAUUCCAGACUCAGAUGGCCAUGCCUAA